Penicilliopsis zonata CBS 506.65 is the source of this 1575-nucleotide messenger RNA. RefSeq lists its product as hypothetical. Gene Ontology annotation, biological process: phospholipid metabolic process. The transcript is spliced from 5 exons. The coding region runs from base 247 to 1386 and encodes 379 amino acids. Gene Ontology annotation, molecular function: phosphatidate phosphatase activity. NCBI's taxonomy places the organism in Eukaryota, Fungi, Ascomycota, Eurotiomycetes, Eurotiales, Aspergillaceae. The record is from RefSeq and is a predicted model, not a curated record.
GUCUGACUCUGGUAGGUUAAGCAGGAACCAAUACGCUGCGUUGGGAAUGACGCUGAAUAUAUAGAUACCGACGUAUUUGACUUCAAAGCUAGCCACGUGCCCUUCAAGGGAUUGAUCGUUGCAGUCCUGAGAUCGAACCUUCUACGCGAAAUAUUAUCACUCGAGAGGUCUAGAGGAAGCCCGCAAGGAGACGGAGUUGGGGACUGCUGGGAUGACCUUGUCGAUCACAGAGCUACUACCGUCACAAUGUCGAGGUUACUGACCAGGUUUUCCAAGCUGGUCGUGCUAUCGUACAUCAUCGACUGGGCUGUAAUCAUCGCUACAGCUUUAGUCGGCUAUGCCUUCUCCAAGGUUACCCCGAACCAUAACCCAUUCUCGCUGGCUGACCUGAGCAUCUCCUAUCCGUACCAGGCAAACGAGACCGUCACCACGGGGACCCUGGCGCUCGUAGCUGUGAUGGCCCCAGCGGUGAUCAUCCUGGUCGGCAGUUUCCUGCUCGUGCCCGGCGCGGCUGUCGAAGGGAAUGGCUCUCGUUCCCAGAUGUGGAGGCGCAAGCUGUGGGAGUGGAAUGCGGGAUGGCUGGGACUGGGAGUCGCACUGGCGGGGGCUUUCCUCACGGUACAGGGGUUGAAAGACCUGAUCGGUAAACCGCGGCCGGACUUUCUGGCUCGCUGUGACCCGGACCUAUCCAAGAUCAAGACAUAUACUGUCAGUGGCCUGGGAACAGAGCUGAGCGGGGCCCCGACGUUGGUGACCUGGGAGAUCUGCCGAAACAAAACCUCAAUGGUCAAAGGGGAUGGCUUUGCAAGCUUUCCUAGUGGCCAUGCAUGCUUCUCCUUCGCAGGGAUGACCUAUUUGACGCUUUGGCUCUGCUCCAAACUCCAAAUCGCGUUCCCGUAUCUCCCCUAUUAUUCGUCUCGACCCGGUUAUCUCUCAAAAACAGAAGCGGAUACCCAGAGUAACAGCCUGCCACGAUCCUCGUCUUCGGCUUGGAGAUUAGCUAUCCGAAGCCAAGGGGCCGCGCCGCCGGUUUAUAUGCUUAUCGUCGCCCUUGUUCCACUCGGCACCGCGUCCUUCAUCGCAGCCUCGCGCUGGUAUAAUCACCGACAUCAUGGGUUCGACAUCUUAUUUGGGACCGCCUUGGGCAUAUUUUUCGCCUGGAUCGGGUUUAAAUGGUAUCAUCUGCCCAUCCGACGCGGGGCAGGUUGGUCGUGGGGCGCCAGAAGUCGCAAAAAUGCCUUCUUCAAGGCGGUUGGCUUUCCUAGCCCUGUCGGCGAUGACAAUUGGUCCAGCAGGGGUGGUGUGCGACAACCAGAAGAUAUCGAAAAUGGGGAUGCGAUACCUGGUCUUGCACAGUCAUCGGGAACUCGAGGGGUCGAUAUAUAAUAUACCAACUCGACAAUGACCCUGGGAUUCGGAUCGUAUAGCUCUAUUUGACAUGUAUGAGGGGGUUUCAAGUUCAGACUGGUGCGAAGGAGGAGGAGGAGGAGUAGCCAUAGUAGUAUAAAAAGUUGAUAUCUGUGUAUGAAUAUUAAUGGUGAUCAUCAAUGGCAUGAUAAAACAGUGUGCAAUAAA